GCGCGCGCCCUGCGGGACGAGCUGCGCGCCCUCGGCGUCUCGACCGAGGGGUGCCUGGACAAGGAGUCGCUGCUAGCGCUGCUCGAGACGCAGGGGGCGGCGGCCCUGGCAGGCGGCGGUUCUCCCGCGGCGACGGACUCGGCGGCCCAGUCGCCGAAGGCCGCGGCCGCCGCCGAGUCCGCAGCCUGCGAUGGCCGGGCAAGCCCGCCCGACGAGGCGGAGAAGGACCGCGAAUUCGCUGCGGAGCUGGCUCGGAUGCGAGGCCUGCGGUUGAAGGAGCUCAGGAAGGAGAUGCAGUCGCUGGGCAUCAACGUCGAAGGCCGCGUCGACAGAGAGUCGCUUCUGGAGCUGCUGGACAUCCAGGGCACGUCUGCGCUGUGGAUGCGAAAGGCUUGA
Prorocentrum cordatum is the source of this 396-nucleotide messenger RNA. The record is from the annotation of a GenBank genome assembly. NCBI's taxonomy places the organism in Eukaryota, Dinophyceae, Prorocentrales, Prorocentraceae.